AUGGAUCCCCAGAGUUGUGGUGCGCGAAAACGCGCCAAGACCGCCGGGCUAAGGUUUUCUGAUCCGCAACUCACUGUCAUCAACGUUCAUCACUGUCCUUCCACCAUCACCACCUCGUCGAACAACCUCUAUCGGUAUCCGAUCACUCCCCUCUACCGGACCUUUUCCUACUUGCACGAACGAACGCCUCGUCCCGACAGCACCCAGGCCACUAUGCCGGUCAAGGGCGGCGUAUGGACGAACGUCGAGGACGAGGUCCUCAAGGCAGCCGUAUCCAAGUACGGCCUCCAACAAUGGUCUCGAUGCGCUUCGCUUCUUGCGCGUAAGAGCGCGAAACAAUGCAAGGCGCGAUGGAACGAGUGGCUGGACCCUAGCGUGCGCAAGGUGGAAUGGUCCAGGGAGGAGGACGAGAAACUCCUGACCGCGAGUCGCCUGCUUCCCGGACAAUGGCGAUCCAUCGCUAGCAUUAUCUCGAACAGGACGGCGACCCAAUGUCUGGAGAGAUACCAAAAGUUGCUGGAUGAGGCCGAGGCGAAAGAGAGCGGCGAGCUGGGACUCGCAGGUCCCGAGGGAGGAGAAUCAGCGCCAACUGCCGACGAUGUACGGAAACUGAGGCCCGGGGAAGUCGACCCGGAGCCGGAGUCUCGGCCAGCCAGACCUGAUGCGCAGGACAUGGAGGAGGAUGAGUUGUCCAUGUUGUCAGAGGCGAGAGCUAGGUUGGCUAACGUCAACGGCAAGAAGGCUAAGAGGAAGGCCAGGGAGAGGGAGCUGGCGACAUCACAUCGGCUGUCAGUAUUGCAGAAGCGCCGGGAACUAAAGGCCGCUGGGAUAAAUAUCAAGAUUGUGACCAAGAAACCUGGUCAGAUGGACUACUCGGCCGAUAUUCCACUCGAGAAGCAAGUACCAGCUGGUUUCUACGAUACCACCGAGGAACAGCAACGGAACGAACGACAGCGAGAGGCUUUCGACCCUAGGAAACAACAACUCGCGAACAAGCGGAAAGCUGAUCAAGACGAGCCAGACGACCGCAAGCGCAAGAAGAAUGACAAUGGACAUGCGUCGGUGGCAGCGGCUGCAGCGAAGGCAGCCCAGGCACAGAAGAUACGAGAGGCAGAGCGUAGCAGCAAGCGACGAGGACUUGUUCUACCGGCGCCUCAAGUGUCGGAAGGCGAAUUGGAAGACAUUGUAAAAAUGGGAAUGGCUGGCGAGCGGGCGAGUCAGUAUGCAGGCAGUAGUGAGAACGAUGCCACUAGAGGGUUGAUUGGCAACUACUCCCACAUUGUCGGCGGCACACCCAUUCGGACACCACGAGCGGCGCCUGAGGAGGACCAUAUUGCGAAGGAGAUACAAAACGCUCGCGCAAGGACAGACACCCAGUCAGCUUUGCUUGGUGGAGAGAACCCAGACUACGAAGAGGGUGCUGGCACGGCAGGUUUGGCUGGCACAGGACCCAGGUCACAAAUGUUCACACCGAACCCUAUGGCAACACCUUUCCGACAAGGCGGCGCUGUAGGAGCCACACCAAUGCGAGCGGGGCCUGGUGCCACUCCCAUGCUUACACCUAGGGACAACUUCCGUCUUAACGAAGCUGGCGGAUUGCAACUAAUCGGACAGACCCCUAAGGACAUCAAACGCCACGAGAUUGCUUUGCGCCAGAGCUUGAAGAGCAAGUUUGCCGCGUUACCGAAGCCAAAAGAGACGGAAUGGGAAUUCGAGCUCCCGGAGGAGCAACAGGGGGGCAGUAUGGACGUGGAUAUGACGGAAGAAGACGCCGCAGAGCGAGAUCGAAAGAACAAGCUCCUCCGCGAUGCAGCAGAACGUGCAGAGUUUAAACGCCAAACUCAGGUCAUCCAGAAAUCCCUACCUAGGCCGUCCACGAUUGAGGCUGAUAUCGUGCUCAAACAAGCGCGCGCAAAUCCCGACCCUGUCCUGAGCGCCAUUCAAACGGAGAUGGCUCUGCUCAUGGCGAAUGACGCGAUGAAAUUUGGCGGAGGAAGGGUGAAGGGGACUUCGAGGCCUUUGGACACCUUCGAUGAUGAGGAACUCAACAAUGCCAGGGCGGAAUUAGCACUGGAGAUGUCUGCGAGCGAUGAUUUGGAACUGCCCGAACCCCAACUUCCAGGCCGCCUGGAAUUUGACAAUGUGCAGAACAAGCUCAUGGAGACUGCGGAGAAGGCCAACAAGAUCGAGACGAAAUUAGGCGUGACGCUGGGCGGAUACCAGAAACGUGCCAAGCUGCUUCGGAAGAAGAUCGAGGAUGCUGCGGAGGCACUGGAAGACUCUCAGAUCGCAUUGGAAACAGCUAGGACGCAAGUAGGGUCAGAGGAUUUAGCGAUUGCCCGAAGGCUUGAGCAGCUAAGAGCUGAGGUUGCCCUUGUGAGCCGGAAGGAGAGAGAGUCCCAGGAGGUGUAUCGGGCACGAAAGGAGGAGCUCGACUCCCUCGAGGUUCCCGUCAAUGGUGUUCAUUGAGCGGUUCAUUUCUACAUCUUCUGGAUGUAAGCAUUAGCAUUUGAAGUAUUAGGCAUUGCAACUGUAAUUUUAGGUGUUCCAUAAUUGAUCGAGGGUCCCCUGACUCAUUGCCGCCUG
Molecule: messenger RNA, 2586 nt
Organism: Mytilinidion resinicola
Lineage: Eukaryota; Fungi; Ascomycota; Dothideomycetes; Mytilinidiales; Mytilinidiaceae
Product: Pre-mRNA-splicing factor CEF1
Exons: 2
Coding region: 1-2469 (822 amino acids)
Biological process (GO): mRNA splicing, via spliceosome
Cellular component (GO): Prp19 complex; spliceosomal complex
Source: RefSeq, a predicted model, not a curated record